CGGCGGGCGCCCGGUCGGAGGCGCGCGUGCUCGGCCGCUCCGUGCGCUUUCAUGGAGGUCAGAGCGGCCGUGGCCGGGGCUGGGUUCCUGCCCCCGCCCCGUCUGUCCGCGUCGGAUCUGCCGGAGCCCAGGGGUUGAGGAGCACUGGCAGAGGCCCUGUGAGACAGCUCCACUUGAAAAGGGACACCCAGGAUGGGACCCACACAGGAAAACAGACCAAGGGUUACCACCUCGUCCGACGUCCGAGAUUUCCUCUCUGGGAGAUGGGCCUGUCAUAAGCACUGUCCGAUGUCUUUAGAGUUCGUGGCCCUGGCUUGGGAUCUGCCUGCUUUCUUUGCUGUUGUCACCGUUGCCCGAGUACCCAGAGGUGCCUAGAGCUAGAGCACCUGGCCUCGCCGUGUCAGCCAGCAGAGAGACAUCUCAGGCAGCCGCUCUGGGGGAGGAGGACUGCCCUUCAGCAGCAUGGAGGAGAAGCCGCAGCUGUCUCCGUGAAGGUCAAAAGCCUUGGCUGACUUAUGGACCCUCUUUGAGGCCCAGCCUCCUGACCCGGCCUAUGCGCCCCGGCCCAGCGCAUGGGGCCAUGGCCCUGCUCCCGGGGCAGGCGGAGCCCCCGGCCCUGGAGCCUCCGGGCGGCGGCGGCGGCGGGGCCCGCGCCCGGCAUGUCAUCAUCAACGUGGGCGGCUGCAGGGUGCGCCUGGCCUGGGCCGCGCUGGCCCGCUGUCCCCUCGCGCGCCUGGAGCGCCUACGGGCCUGUCGCGGCCACGACGAGCUGCUGCGCGUGUGCGACGACUACGACGUGAGCCGCGACGAGUUCUUCUUCGACCGCAGCCCAUGCGCCUUCCGCGCCAUCGUGGCGCUGCUGCGCGCCGGCAAGCUGCGCCUGCUGCGGGGCCCGUGCGCGCUGGCCUUCCGCGACGAGCUGGCCUACUGGGGCAUCGACGAGGCCCGUCUGGAGCGCUGCUGCCUGCGCCGCCUGCGCCGCCGCGAGGAGGAGGCCGCCGAGGCCCAGGGCGCGGGGCCGGCGGGGCGCGGGGCGCCGGGCAGCCCGGAGCGCGCCCUGGGGCCCAGCGGGCGGCUGGCGCGCGGCCGGCGGCGCCUGCGCGACGUGGUGGACAACCCGCACUCGGGGCCGGCCGGCAAGCUCUUCGCCUGCGUGUCCGUCGCCUUCGUGGCCGUCACGGCUGUCGGCCUCUGCCUGAGCACCAUGCCGGACAUCCGCGCCGAGGAGGAGCGGGGCGAGUGCUCCCCCAAGUGCCGAAACCUCUUCGUGCUGGAGACGGUGUGCGUGGCCUGGUUCUCCUUCGAGUUCCUACUGCGCUCGCUGCAGGCCGAGAGCAAGUGCGCCUUCCUGCGGACGCCGCUCAACAUCAUCGACAUCCUGGCCAUCCUGCCCUUCUACGUGUCGCUGCUCGUGGGCCUGGCGGCGGGCGGCGCGGCGCGGGCGGGCGCGGGCGCGGGCGCGGGCGGCAACAAGCUGCUGGAGCGCGCGGGGCUGGUGCUGCGGCUGCUGCGCGCGCUGCGCGUGCUCUACGUGAUGCGCCUGGCGCGCCACUCGCUGGGGCUGCGCUCGCUCGGCCUGACCGUGCGCCGCUGCGCGCGCGAGUUCGGGCUGCUGCUGCUCUUCCUCUGCGUGGCCAUGGCGCUCUUCGCGCCGCUCGUGCACCUGGCCGAGCGCGAGCUGGGCGCGCGCCGCGACUUCUCUAGCGUGCCGGCCAGCUACUGGUGGGCCGUCAUCUCCAUGACCACCGUGGGCUACGGCGACAUGGUGCCGCGCAGCCUCCCCGGGCAGGUGGUGGCGCUGAGCAGCAUCCUCAGCGGCAUCCUGCUCAUGGCCUUCCCGGUCACCUCCAUCUUCCACACCUUCUCGCGCUCCUACUCCGAGCUCAAGGAGCAGCAGCAGCGCGCCGCCAGCCCCGAGCCGGCCUUGCGCGAAGACAGCACGCGCUCCCCCACCGCCACAGAGGACAGUUCGCAGGGGCCCGACGGCGCCGACCUGGCCGGGGACUCCGCGGACGCGCCGUGGGCGCGGGCAGGACCGGCCUGACCGCGGUGGUGGACAGGGCAGCGGUGGCCGCGGGGCCGGCAGGCUGCCCCUCUGCGGCUUGAGAAAUAGAACCAGAGGCCUCGCCUCGUGCCCCGUCCGGAGCGACUUUGCGGGGCGGCAGCUCCCCUUCGCCGCGUAUCUAGUCCACGUGCAUGUUGCUCCGACCAGCGUCCCCAGAAGGCGGCCCAGGGCUGGGCUGACUCCAGCGGGGACCGAAGGCCAUCCCGAGCUUGGAGUGAAGUCCUGCCCGGAAGCAUCGCCAGCCCUUCUCUGCCUUCCCUGGACUCCAUGGCUAGCAAAAACCAAACUCAACAAGUCCAGGAGGUUCCGAGCCUGUAGCAAAUGCCAGAAGGCCACACUAGUCCCCUGGCCUGCUCUUCAGCCAGGGCAGCCCCCGGGAGCUGGGGGCCACAACCGGGGGCAGCCUCGGGGAGUAGUGGGGGGCAAGUCCCUGGGGGAAGAGGCCCCGGGGGAGCAAAGGCAGGCAGACCCUCCCUGCUCUGCCAGUCAGCCACAGUGGCCGUGCCCAAGGGGAGGGAGGCCCCUACACAUGCAGCUCUGCUGAGGCCCACGUCCUUGCCAAGGAACAGGGACAGAGGUGUCACAUCGAUGCUCUCAGCCCUCUAGUUCCUUUGGGGGUCCCAGCCAUGCCCUCUGACCUCCCUUCCCUGGCACUGGUUCUGUGGGCUCUUCCUGAAUGGCCUCCUCACACCUUAUCCCCUGAAAACGCCUCUGCGAAGCUCCAGGUGCAGGUCCCCGGCCCUCACAGGUGGGCUGGGCACCACAGCCUCCCCUCCCCUAUGGGAACACUUCCCUCCUCCCCGGGCCUGGCCUGGAGGAGGAGGUAGGGGAGGAGAGGGAGAAAGGGGCCCUGGGCGGCAGGUGUGAGGAGAAGCCGGACCUCACCGAGGAGGGAGCCUUUUCUGCUCUGGAGAUCAGCAGUGGAACUUUCCAAAUCGUGCUGCUUGGUACUUUUCCAUUUCAACGAGCUGACCCACGACUCCUGAGACAUCGCUGCCACAGCCCCUUUGGUGGGGGGACCUGCAUCACCCCAGGAGGCCCACUGACAUGGGCACCCACCCCCACCACCCACGCGGCUUUGACAGGGCCCCUGGUGUAGGGCCAGCUCGUGGAGAGGAAGGGGCUGGCUGCAGCGGGGCCGGGGUGGGGCCCUUGCUCUGCAGACAUUUCCUAAGAUGCUACUGCAACUCAAUAAAAAGAGCGCCUCUCCUGCA
Molecule: messenger RNA, 3279 nt
Organism: Equus quagga
Lineage: Eukaryota; Metazoa; Chordata; Mammalia; Perissodactyla; Equidae
Gene: KCNG2
Product: potassium voltage-gated channel modifier subfamily G member 2
Exons: 5
Coding region: 554-2044 (496 amino acids)
Biological process (GO): protein homooligomerization; potassium ion transmembrane transport
Cellular component (GO): voltage-gated potassium channel complex; membrane
Molecular function (GO): voltage-gated potassium channel activity; protein binding
Source: RefSeq, a predicted model, not a curated record